AUGUCCAUAGACCUCAACUGGGAGGCCGCAACCUCCGGGCCCGAUGGUGAACAACUCGCUGAACGAAUCCGCUCCUUCAUCCACGACAAAUUCCAACAAGUCCCACUCCCACGAUUCAUACGUUCCGUAAACGUGCACUCGUUUGAAUUCGGUAGUAUUGCGCCCGAGUUGGAGAUUAAGGAUAUUUGUGACCCGUUUGUGGAUUUUUAUGAGGAGAGUGAUAGUAGUGAAGAUGAGGAUGGGGAAGGACAUGAUGCGGAGUCAGAUACGUCUUCAGAUCGAGCGGCGGAUUCGACGGCGGAUAAGCGAGACAUGAGAUAUGGACAUGAUGAUAGAGGAAAUAAUGGUCAUAUUCCAAAUCAUCACGAUCAUCUACGAACGUCGCAGUGGGUUGCGGGCGGAACUGAUGGUCAUUCCACGCAGUCACCGCUACGGUCACCAAUUGGGUUGGGCGAUCAUCUGAAUGCGCACUUUAGGUCUACGACGCCAAAUAUACUCCCUGGCGUUACGUCGAAUCUGGGUUAUCAUUUAAUGAUGGGGAAUUUAUCAGGGACACAGACUCCGCUUGCUGCUGUCGCAGGUGGCACGCCGUUUGGGCCUGGAUGGCCUGAUGCUGUGAUGAAUCAGGGUUCUCGAAUGACAGACCAUACUACAGGGAGAACACGAAGGGAAGAUCAUAACAAAAACGAAACUGGCUCGCCAUCCCGGCCAUCAACUGCACAUACCAAUCCCACUCAACUAUCACACGGACGAAGUGCAGCCAGUUCCUCGAACAACACCAGCAAUGACCCGACGGUAAUCUACAAUGACCACACAUCUUCCACAACCGCGACCACGUACGGACUCCAUGAAGGAGGCGAUCGACCACGAGACAAACACGGACAUAGAAUAGAUCAAGAAGAACCCCCGCCAUCACCAACACCGCACAUGCGCGAACGUCGCCCGGAAGAUUUCCAAGUAAUCUGCCGCGUGAAAUAUGCCGGAGACGUAAAACUCUCCCUAACAGCAGAGAUCUUACUCGAUUAUCCAAUGCCCAGCUUUGUGGGCCUACCGUUGAAAUUGAAUAUUACAGGUAUCACUUUCGACGGCGUUGCCGUAGUAGCGUAUAUUCGUCGACGGGCUCAUUUGUGUUUUUUGUCGCCUGAAGAUGCAGAUGCAUUGUUGGGUGAUGAAGAUGAUAUCCAACAUCCAUCAUACUCUACAGCAAACACCACCACCGCGGCAUCAGGCAGUUCAACCGAUAAUAAUAAUAAUAAUAAUGAAAGCAACGACCAUCCUAACCACCCACCACAACCAAGACGCCGUUUCGGCAGCCUCUUACAACAAAUCCGCGUCGAUAGCGAAAUCGGUCGCAAGGAGAACGGGAAACAGGCCCUGAAAAACGUGGGUAAAGUCGAGCGAUUCGUGCUUGAUCAGGUUCGACGCAUUUUUGAGGAUGAGACGGACGGACUAGUCACAUUGUUCUAUUAUUUCUCGGGAGUUAUAAGCUUGAUGAUACCCAUUUUCAUGGAUAGGUUAUGA
This is a messenger RNA of Talaromyces stipitatus ATCC 10500, 1521 nucleotides long. RefSeq names its product mitochondrial inheritance component mdm12. Bases 1 to 1521 code for a protein of 506 amino acids. The transcript is spliced from 2 exons. The record is from RefSeq and is a predicted model, not a curated record. NCBI's taxonomy places the organism in Eukaryota, Fungi, Ascomycota, Eurotiomycetes, Eurotiales, Trichocomaceae. Gene Ontology annotation, cellular component: ERMES complex. Gene Ontology annotation, molecular function: lipid binding. Gene Ontology annotation, biological process: mitochondrion organization; phospholipid transport.